Molecule: messenger RNA, 982 nt
Organism: Uloborus diversus
Lineage: Eukaryota; Metazoa; Arthropoda; Arachnida; Araneae; Uloboridae
Product: venom peptide isomerase heavy chain-like
Exons: 8
Coding region: 54-923 (289 amino acids)
Biological process (GO): proteolysis
Molecular function (GO): serine-type endopeptidase activity
Source: RefSeq, a predicted model, not a curated record
CACUUCUCAAGCACGCAGGCCAUACAGGAGCACAACAACUCAACUUUGAAAUUAUGCAAAAAAACUGCGCUCUUUUCUUCCUGUACUAUGUCAGCGUCGGAGUUGCGCUAGCAAGUGUAACGAACACUAUUACACUGGCUGGAUGUGGAAGAAGCAGACACUUUACAACUGGUGAUAAAAUUGUUGGAGGGCGAGACGCCAGACAUGGUCAAUAUCCAUGGAUGAUUUCCCUUCAGAAGAGAGAUGCCCGGGGAAAUUUCUUUCAUGAAUGCGGUGGAAGUAUUUUGAAUGAAAACUGGAUACUCACAGCCGCACAUUGUGUUCCAAAUUAUAAAGAACCUGAAAACUACAAUGUAUUUGUAGGACUCCAUAAACAGACAGAAAAAGAAGAUCCACAUGUUCAGCGCUUGAAAGUGUCACACAUCUACGUCCACGAGGGAUUCAACUGGACAACAGCAAGGGACGACGUUGCCCUUCUGAAAAUGGCUGCACCUAUCGAUAUAGAUGGCUCCGACGGCUACGCGAACGGUAUCUGUUUACCUGAGGACGACCGAGACCCCGAGGUAUAUGCCACAGCCAUAGGAUGGGGAUACAGGGGACGUGGUAGUCCUGCGACUGAUGCUCUGCAGCAGGUUGUUUUGCCGAUCGUAAACAGACAAAAGUGCAAUAAAAUAUAUGAAAAAUAUACAUUGAGCAUAGAUGGUUAUAUAACAGAGAAGAUGAUUUGUGCAGGGACGAAAGGAAGAGGAGUUUGCAAUCAAGACUCGGGCAGUCCCCUGUUCGUGACAAGCAGCAGCGGUGUGUCCACGAUCUACGGGAUCGCUUCCUUCGGUGUCGGGUGUGGAGAAGAUGACGAUACGCCCAUGGUGUUCCUCAAAGUGGCGCCUUACAUAAACUGGAUACGUGACAUCAUCUCAAAAUAACAAAAUGUAACUUUUUUUUUUUUUGAAAAAAAAAAAAGAAUAAAACCUUAUGUAAUGAA